CAACGGCAGCGACCAAUGAGCACACGGGCAGACUCUGACGUCACGAGUUUAUCAUCAUUACGUCGCAAAUCCAGGGACCCCUCGCUGCUCCUCCGACGCAACAGUUACUUCCAAAUCACGGCCGAAAGAAGAAGAGAAGGAGCACGACAGGAGGAGGCCUACGAAAGUCCCGAAUCUGGAAACGCGAUGGACGAACUCGUGAGUUGCGACGGCAAGAAGGAAGAGAACUACUACCAGAUCCUCGGCUGCGAUCCGUCGUCUACGGUGGAACAAAUCCAGGCUGAGUACAAGGUUCGCGCCCUUCAGUUGCAUCCUGACAAAAAUCCCGACGACCCUGAUGCGGAAGCUCAGUUCCAAAAACUGCAGGUUGCCAAGGAUACGCUGACUGAUCCAGAAAAGCGUACCAAAUAUGACAGGUGGUUGAAUAGCGGAAUUUUGGUUAGUUACGAGACAUGGUGUGGCAUGAAGCAGCACAUGACUACGAAUCUUCACUGGGCAACACCAAACACCAAAGAUCGGAUGCUGGAUUCUGGUAGUUCUCAAGGUGGUGGUAGCAAACCAGCAGGACACCGAAGAGCUUCUGAGCAGGGCAUCUUGCAUGGCCGGGCAGAUUUUAAAAUAUCUCGACCUUCAGAAGGCUGGGAACGAGAUUCGUCUGAUGUUAUGAAGAAAUUCAGAAAUUAUGAAAUCUAAAUAGGUAGCAGGUGACAAAAUUAUUUAUUCAUAAAAUUUGUGCUAUGUUAAUGGUUCAUUGUUGAUUAGAUCUUUACUGUUAUGUUAUAACUUUGUUGUACUGGUUAUGUUGAUCUCAGAUGUUUGAUAUAAACAAGGAAUAUUGUAUCACCUGUUCAAAAAAUGAAGUUGACUGGAUAAUCUGUGUGAAGGCUGGAAUCCUUCUGGUAAAUCUAACUCAAUACAGUGGCCAGUAUGCAUGCAAUAAUGACUAGGCUAUACAUCAUGAGAUUCGGUUAGUUUUAAACCACUGUUUCAAUUCAUUCAAGUUUCAUGUCAUGAACUUUUUCCAGGUAUUAAAUGAAAAAUAUGUAUCCAAUUCAGUAGGAUUAAUUGUUUUUAGUCAGUAUGUGUGAAAUCUUCUAAACCCACCACAUAGAUCAAUUAAGACAGCCUAGACUGUUUUAGGUUUAUUAUUCAGAUGUUAGAAGUCAUUUCUAGUCCUGCAUACAAAGAGUAUGUGCCAAGGUAGCAAUUGCCACAGUGCAUAAAUGGACUGAUAUGGUAUCAAAUAACAGUGACAAGUAUUUGUGGUAUUUGGAAAUUUACUCUGCCAAUUUUGCUAGCAUUGUCACCUCUUCGAGCUUCAUAGUACUAUAGGCAUAACCAAAAGUUAAGACAGGGACAAAAUAUUAAGGACUGAUAGUAACAGUCUGAAAUAGUUUACAAUAAUUAGAAUGUUCACACUUCUUUGUACUGUAAAGAGCUGUUCAUGUAAUACUCCACUUAGGUGACAGUUUUUUUUCUUUUUUAAACUGGUAAAACAUGGAAUUGGAACAGAGCAUUGGCUGAGGCAGAACUUACACAAAAUUUUGAGUAUGCAACCAAAUUUUGAUCCAUACAUGGUAGUCUGCAAAGCAAAACAUAUUUUAGCAUGAUAAUACUUGGUUUGUUUGAUAAAAUAUCGUUUUCCUUAGCAUGAAAGAUUUUCUUAAUAUGACUUAGAAUAAAUUUAGGAUUUGUAAUACAUUUCUGAAUAGUCUACCAGACAACUUUAGAUUGAUAAUCUUUGUGCAAGUAAACACAUUUACCCUAUUUUUUACAGCAUGAAUUUGUGGAAAAGCAUGCAAACAGGAAAUAUUGUUUGCUAAGCUGUCAGGAAGGUUUAAUAUGUAUAUGCAUACUAAGGUGUAUAGAGUUUUAAGCCCAAAAAUGUUUUUCCAACUGUGAAGAUAGAUUUUAGCAACAAAGACACGAUAAUUGUUAUAUUGCCAAUGUUACUAUUUUUCUAUCGGAAUCGAAUUGCCAAAUAGUUCCAGAAACUUGAACCUUGUGGUUAUGUGAUGUGAUGAGUAUAGAGUAUUGCAGCUGUUGCUUUAUUAGUAUGCUAAAUUAUCAAAACUUCAUUGGUGGGUUGUUUAUGUGAUUCAAGUACAGGCACAUGAACUGCUUUUAGAAUCGCAAACUUUAGCUCAGUUUUUCAAAAUUCAGAUGUUGACUAUACUGUACAGUAUUAAAGUUUAAAGUUUUAAUAAUAUACUGUACAGUAUUAAAGUUUAAAAGUUUUAAUAAUAAUGAUUUUGAUUGAUUGUGCAAUGUAGUUUUUGUGUAAUGGUUAAACUGCUAAAAAGUUGAUGUUGAAGAUUCUUGUAUGCAAGAUUUAUUAUUAAUAUGCAUAUGUGGUUAUUCAUUAGGGUAUUCACUUAAAUGCCAAGUGGUACAUCAGUGAUGACAGGCUUGUAAGAAGAAUAACAAAAUAAUUUUUCUCAGUGUUGCAAUUUCUAAUUUACAUUUUCUCCAGGUUCCGUAUAUUGUUAGGAGUAAGCUGAGUUUAUGAAUUUAUGAAAGAUUAUUUGUUAUUUUUUGUGCAUUUAUUUUUAGUGAAUAAAAAAAGUAUGGCAAACA
Messenger RNA from Macrobrachium nipponense, 2577 nucleotides. RefSeq names its product J domain-containing protein-like (gene jdp). Gene Ontology annotation, cellular component: cytoplasm. Lineage: Eukaryota; Metazoa; Arthropoda; Malacostraca; Decapoda; Palaemonidae. The transcript has 4 exons. Bases 16 to 693 code for a protein of 225 amino acids. The record is from RefSeq and is a predicted model, not a curated record.